This is a messenger RNA of Plectropomus leopardus (leopard coralgrouper), 4069 nucleotides long. Lineage: Eukaryota; Metazoa; Chordata; Actinopteri; Perciformes; Serranidae. The record is from RefSeq and is a predicted model, not a curated record.
CUACUGCACGAGGAUCUUGCCUAGCAACCGUGGAUAAACAUGAGUUACUACAGCAUAAGUAGAUAGGAGAGCCCUGGACUAGCGUUCCUGCAGCCGCAUCCAUGGACACUGUAAAGAAUGGGGGAUCUCAGCCUGUCUACAGUCGCUGGUCAUACAGACCGUCCAGCUCUGCCAGCUUCUCCUCAAACUCAACCGUAAGUGGAAUUGAGGAUGACAGUGCCAGUCUUAUGCAACAGAAGCUGGAAAAACAGAGGGCACUGCUGGAGCAGAAGCAGCGGAGGAAGCGUCAGGAACCCCUGAUGGUUCAGCCCAACACAGAGGGUCGGCCCCGGCGCUCCAGGACGCGACGCGGUGAAGAACAGGCCCCUCUGGUGGAGUCUCAAGUCAGCAUCACCAAUGAUGUCAUCAUGGAUGGUAUUGACGGCCCAGCAGCUUUCUUGGCCUCAGAAGCUCCUGAUCUGGGGAUGAAAGUCCUGUCGGUGAGCCAGUCUCAGUCCCAGUUUCAGUCUCAGUUCCAAUCACAGCCCCAGUCUCAGCCUCAGUCCCCAGCCGCCGAGGAGCCAGAGAGAGACGGAGACACAGAGACGCUGAUUGAGCCCAAGACAGAUAUUCACGAAUUACUUCAGAAACAAGGUCUGUCCUGCAGCAUGAACUUCGAUGAAUCCAGCGAACAUGAGGAUGACGCGGAAGAAGAACGGACACGUUCUCUGUCCCCUAACACAGACACCAGACCUGCCUCUGCCGCCAGUGGCAAGGACACUCCGGAGGUGGUGACCCCCGGAUCACCAACAGCAGAGAGCUCACUCAUCGAUGUGGCCAAUCUAGAGGAGUUUGUCCUGCGUCCGGCUCCGCGUGGCGUCACUGUUAAGUGUCGAAUCACACGGGACAAGAAGGGCAUGGACCGCGGCCUCUACCCCACAUACUUCAUGCACAUGGAGAGAGAGGACGGCAAGAGGGUCUUUUUGUUGGCUGGAAGAAAGAGAAAGAAGAGUAAGACGUCCAAUUACCUUAUCUCAGUGGAUGCCACUGAUCUGUCACGAGAGGGAGAGAGCUUUGUCGGGAAACUGAGAUCCAAUCUCAUGGGCACCAAAUUCACAGUGUAUGACAAUGGCACCAACCCCUGCAAAAACCCCGGGACACUGCUGGAAGAGAGCAACACACGACAGGAAGUGGCUGCCAUCUGCUAUGAAACCAAUGUACUGGGAUUCAAAGGCCCACGCAAGAUGACUGUAAUCAUCCCGGGCAUGAACAUGAACUUUGAAAGAGUCCCAGUCAGGCCUCAAAAUGAGCAGGAGAGCCUCCUGAGCAGGUGGCAGAAUCACUCACUGGACAACCUGAUCGAGCUGCACAACAAGGCGCCCGUGUGGAACGACGACACCCAAUCGUACGUGCUGAACUUCCAUGGCCGCGUUACUCAAGCUUCAGUGAAAAACUUUCAAAUAGUUCACGACAAUGAUCCUGACUACAUCGUGAUGCAGUUUGGCCGAGUGGCUGAAGACAUCUUCACUCUGGACUACAACUACCCCAUGUGCGCUCUGCAGGCCUUCGCCAUCGGCCUGUCGAGCUUUGACAGCAAGUUAGCCUGUGAAUGAACCGCCGGUUUGACUUCCACACUGCCACCUUUUCUGUCCUCCUUCAAAUCUCUUCUUUUGGGACUCUUCAGAAGCUACACUGCUGACAUCAUCAGGAACCAGUUCAUGCAGAAGUCACGGAGGAAACAUGAGACUGAAAGAAGAGAAAGUAGAUACUGAUCAGGGAUGUCGGUGCUCUGUUGGAAGAUCCAACGACCUUCUUGGAUCCUGAGCGGAAGUUUUCCUUUUUUAAUCUUUCUUAUCUUAUCCGUUAUUGUCCAGUGUGUGUGUACAAAUGUCUAUGAACUAAAAGGGAAAAAACAAAUCACGCCACUCUCAUCUGUGCUGGAGACAGGCGCUCCCAACAGACAUCUGGUGCAAAAAAAAAAGCUGAUAUUAAACUCAUGACUCACUGUUUGAAGGAUGGUGAUAUGUUUAUUAAAGGGACAGUUCACCCCAAAUCACAAACACAUAUUUUCUUCUCUGCAGUGCUAUUCAUCAAUCUAGAUUUUUUGUCGCCGAGUGUUAAAGGUAUCACCUGUAGAGAUGUCUGCCUUCUCUUGAAUAUACGCUUCCUUUUGCGUGAUCUAUAAUUUGGGAGUUCAGUAGAAAGACAAUUGUUCCUUCACAAGCCAAGUGCCAUCCAGUUCGAUUAUUUUGGAGAAAAGGCAAAUAUUUCCACAGCCAAUAUCUCCAACACACGGCAACUCACACCAAAACAAUCUAAACUGAUAAAUAGCACUACAGGUAAGAUGAAUAUGCGCUUUUGUUCCUUUAAUUAUGUAUUUUCUGUUGCCUUAAAAUUUGAUUUUAUUCUGGGUUUUUUUCCACACUCGGUGGUGUGGCUCUAAGGAUGGCAGUGUCAGCUGAGUUGUUACUCUACAGUAUAUAAACUUUACAUAACAGCAUGGCCUUUCCUCUGGCGCCACCCUCAGGCCAUCUUUAGAUGUUUUUUUUAGUGAUAAGAGACUAGAGAAAGCAAAGUGGUUUCCUGAUUUUUCAUCCACACAGAUUUGACUUUUCUGGUAAAUGAUGAUCAUCACAGUCACAAUUUUAAUCAUGUUUACAUUUUUGUAUGUGGCUACAUGGUUUAAUCUGCCGUCUGCUCCUAACUCAUUUUGACUUUAUCAUUUUGUCAUCCCUCUUUUUAUUCUUGUGUGGAAGGUGCAUUAUUCAGAACAGGUCUGUCUUAAUGGUUUUUGUGGUUUUUUUUGUGAAUAAGUGUAAUUUUUUCCUGUGACUGUGAUUUUUCUUUGUCAUAACAAGUUGGGUUAUCAUGGAAAACAAUACAAAAAUGCAGAAUUGCACAUUUAAAGAAAAGAAAUAUACAUACUGUAUAUACUGUAGAAAACAAAGUGAUGCCUUCUUGUUUGAUCUAUUCUAGCACACUUUUAAUAUCAUGAAUACUAAAUGUCUUUUGAGGACGUGGAGUUUUUAAAUAAUGGAUUGAAUUGAAGCAUUGAAACACUAUCAGAGGUUAUAUUUUCACCCACGGACGGAUACAGAAGUCGGCGCGGACUUUGUUGGUAUGGAGAAAGACAAAACUGCUGUUUCUAUGCUGGAUAUUCAAAAUAUAGCUGCAAUUUUUUUUUACGUUGAGAUGCCCACAUUUUGUCUGCCUCGAAGCUUCAAUAACAGAACUGCCUGUGCCUCUUCAUCUCCCUUAUGAAUUUAAAGGGAAACUUAAGGGAAAUCAAUAAAGAGUGCUUUAUGCCAUGAAAUGUCCCUGAUAUUUUGUUAGUUCAUUGUACUGUAUGUCUGUGAGGGACAUGUGAUAAGUGAACUGAAAACAUCUGUACAGGAAAUGCAUGUACAGGGUCCAUAUUUCUUUUCUUUUUCAAAAUUCACAGAAAAUAAUCUCCUCGAAAUGUAUUCAAAUUGCUCGUUUUACACAAACUUCAUGCAGUUUUUGUGUUCACUAUUUGGAUUAAUUUUACAGUUUAUCAGCUGCUCUGUACUGUUAUUGUUAAGCAUUGAAAAUAAUAUUAAAUAUUCAUAAAAAAAGAUCGCUUAGGCAGAUAGAAAUGGGGUCCCUUAAAGGAAAAGUUUGGGAACCACUGCUCUAAGGGAAAGGUGUUUUUCAGGGGUAUAUUCUCGAUUUGUAAAGGUUUUUUCCUGCUCAGAUAACAUGCAAACAAACAGGUCACAAUACCUGGUUUUAAGGAAACUAAUGUCAUCAACAUUUGCAAAAUACGUGUGUGCCAGCAGUUUAUGAAAAUCCUGUUUUGUCAUUUUGUGUGCAAUAGAGUUUUGCAGAGAGAAAAAAAGAGGAAUUUAUAGAAAAUGUUUUGAAAUGUAUACGCUUUUAAUUCUUCAGUGAAACACAUUCCAGCCUCUUAUUUCAAAACAGACACACACCCAGAUUUAUGGCUGUUUUUUAACAGAUGAAAAAAUAUGGACGAUCAAACUGAGAUGAAUGUAUUCAGUGAACAGUUUAUUUUCAUAAACAUGACCAAUGUCAAUUUGAUUCCGAACACUACAAGAUAAACAAAAGUACU